UCUCAAGGUGACGGCCCUCAAGGGACCGCUGAACCAUCACCGUUUCCUUGCAUUGCUUCCCCGUCACAUAUCCUGCUACGCGGCACCAUUGGGCACAAAGAGAGAUGCUCUGCCUUGGGUCAAGUUCCCAGAUGAUGACCACCGCGAUUCCUGCAUCACCCCGAAGCCCACGCUCGUCGUCCUUUCGACGACUGUUUCAUCGCCAAAGCUCUUCGCCGUCCACCUCACCAAGGCCGCGCUCAACAGCGAAGCUGUAUGACGAUGGGGAAGACGACGACGAGCGCUCGAUCCUCCCGCAUGCGUCAUCAUCAAACCUUUUCCCGGAGAAGAGGAGAUCAUCGUCUGAUCAUCUAACGAAGAGAGACGGGGACGAGCUAGCACCAAAUGAGGAGACUCAAGAGAGAGUAGCGAAAAGAGACGAAGCAGAGCAGCGACAAAAACAUGACCGUCCGGCAGUCCCGGCAGCGAAGUGGUGGUCAAGGUAUGAGAACCAAAGCGUUCGAGGUGCAAGACGUCGAUCUGCAAGUCCACCCCAGCAAAGCACAGCCGGUUUGCAUGGUGCUUCGUCGCCACCGCCACCAGUCUUGAUGGCAUGGCCUGCAGGGCUUCUCAUGGCAAGCGCUCGUCCUUCGACUAUCCACCAAGCAUCUCGACGAGAGCAUCAACACGUCAAAACAGCGAAGUUCAGGAGCUCUAUCGAGGAGGAUGAGGAACAACAUUCUCUCAUCAGCCGAAGCAAUACCAUCAAAGCCGCUAGGUAGGCUUGCCGGCCACGCCAUACCAUGUAGGACAAGGGAGACAUGUGUUUAGAAGAGAGCGGCGAGCACAGGAGCCAAUCAGUAGUUUUAGGAGGCUCGACUAGGGUAGUUUUGACCAUCUUUCAAAUUUUCUGUAAUGACAUCAAGUUGUGGUAUUGAGAGCAAUCUGCCCUUGUCUCCCAGCCCUG
This is a messenger RNA of Acaromyces ingoldii, 946 nucleotides long. RefSeq lists its product as hypothetical. The coding region runs from base 105 to 761 and encodes 218 amino acids. The transcript has a single exon. Lineage: Eukaryota; Fungi; Basidiomycota; Exobasidiomycetes; Exobasidiales; Cryptobasidiaceae. The record is from RefSeq and is a predicted model, not a curated record.